Mucor mucedo is the source of this 2379-nucleotide messenger RNA. RefSeq lists its product as uncharacterized. The record is from RefSeq and is a predicted model, not a curated record. The coding region runs from base 1 to 2379 and encodes 792 amino acids. Lineage: Eukaryota; Fungi; Mucoromycota; Mucoromycetes; Mucorales; Mucoraceae. The transcript has 6 exons.
AUGACCAGUGAACAUAAAUACCCAUGCGUUGUUGGAAUAAGUUUUGAUGAUGAUUCUACAAUUGCUAUUGCUCACGUCCUGGAACCAUUCAAUAUAAUCGAACUUUUAUCCAUCAAGAAAGAGGAAGAAAAAUCCUUUUCAAAAUUAUGGCUUAUGAAAAAGAGACGGGAGAUGCUGUGUGAUGCCAGUGAAAGUGAGAAAGAUCUCAUGGACGCAAUUUCGGAAGUGUUUGAUUAUGGUGUUACGUUUUCAGACUUCAAGGAGUAUCUCUUCAACAUUCAGACGACGGACGAGGAAUUCGACAAGUUUAAGGAAGGCCUUACUUUGAAAAAAUUGUUGACAGAUUAUCUGUCACUCAUUGUUCAUAUUGCAACCGAAAAAUUAGAGGUGUCUGACGAAAUUAAGAAGAGUAGAUAUUCUAAUGAUUUUAACAAAGCAAACAUUCGUUAUUGCUUUGUGUGUCCCCAGUCUCUUCGGGAUUUCGUGACUGAAUGUCUUGUUGAAGCUGAAAUCAUACAAGAACCUGAAGUUCAUGAGCGAAUCUCCUUUGUUACUGAGGUGGAAGCCGUUGCCUAUAGUCUUAUUUCUUUAUUCGGCAGUCUAACCGAGCUUACUCCCAAUCAAAGUUAUCUUAUUUGUAACGUAAGCGAACUUGCUUUUGGUAUAGCUGAGAUCAACGUGGACACUACCGAAUCUCUUAGUACGGUUGAAUUGCUCUAUGAAAGUUCGGAUUAUGGAUCAACUGUUUUACAACAAAAUUUUAGAGAUUAUUUAAAAGCAAAUUGUGUCGAAUUAAAUUUGAAUUAUUCAAUUAUAGAUGAUUUAGUUAUCAGCUUUAACGACCAAUUCGGAGGAAAUGUAUGGAACCAGUCAAGUAUCCGAAACUUUAUAUUUCCAGACCUUCCAGACCAUCAUGGUCCCAGCAGGGAAAACCCCAAAACGAAUGCCUUCAUCAAUUUCCUGGACGCCAAUGAAAACCCAAUUACAAUCACUUUUGGCGAUUUAAACCGAUUUAUUUAUGUACCAUUUUUUAAACACCUUACUCAACGCAUCAUUGAUAGUUUUAAAAGCCUGGAAAAUCGCAAACUCAUUUUAUCCGGCAAGUAUGGCUACGACUCUCAUAUUAUGGACUACUUGGUGUACAAUAACGACAAAACGUUUUUGGAACGUGCUGGUAUACUACAUGGUGGUUACAUCAGGGAGUCUUUUGGGGCAGUCUCUGCAACAAUGAGACUAAAAGAAUUUCAAUUACCAUUUUUAAUUGAUGAUGCGGUUGAUGAACAUGAGAGUGACAAUGCGUAUGAAACCGAGAAUACCAAUCAAAAUUUUGAUUUUAUUUUGGUCGGUCGUAUGCUGGGUGCUCUUACGUUGAUCUCCGGAAUGCCGCAUUAUAUGCAAUAUUUAACGGAUAAUGAUGAUGGCUAUCACGAUUUUGAUCUGGAUGGAUCAACAAUGUCAAAAGCUAUGCUUAGACAUGCUUCUAUGGAGAAAACCGUACUUUUAAACGAUAAUACAACCCUUCGUAUAAGAAAUGAAGACAUGAAAACUGAUAUAGUUGAUCCCGUUGUCAAUGAUGUUCUUGAUAUUAUAAAAAAGCAAUGCGCGCUAACCGAAGAUAUUGGAAUGAAAAUUGAAGGAAUCAUUAUGGUCGGUGGUUUCUCUCAAUCCAAGUAUCUACAAAAGCAGAUCAAAAAAGAAUUUCGAGGUGUCUACAAAGUCAUUUUACCUGAUGAACCGAUUAACGCUUUUUCUCGAGGUGCUGUAGAAUAUGCUUUAAACCCAUUUGAUAUAUUGAAGAAAUACAGAGGUCCAUCAAUUUGUUUAGAGGUUCAAAGGCCUUUAAGAAAGUAUGAAAUGGUUCAGCCGGGCUGCUUAAAAUUAAAAGGACCGGAUGGUAGAUACUACUUAAAGAGUUAUCAACAAUACUUUGUCAAGGAUGGCGAUAAAAUUAAAAGAAAGAAUCCCCUUGAUUGUUUCUCUCAGCUCAUACUGGUUGAAUAUCCUAAAAGUGCUGUAAUUGCUAUUCACAUCAAAGAUGGAAGUCAGAUACAAUAUAAGCUGACGGAGAUUAGGCUUAAUAUACUUCCAGAAACAAGUGGGAUACAAAAGGGUGACUUGGUUGAAUACAAGAUCACUGUUAAAGUAUUCUCCAAGGAGGUUGCUGUUCAAGUUUCAUACGGGAACCAUAACACACUUUUUGACUACGGGACAUUUUCUUUCUACAACGACAUUAACGGUUAUAAUUCUCACACAUUUUUGAAUGUUAUUAUUGAUGAUUAUUUGGUAGACUUUUGCGGGCUUUCUCCGUAUGCCAUAGAUCAGUUGUCAAUUGGACUCCAUGAUGUUCCUCCGCCCCCCGAAACUUCGUGUCAUCCAUGA